GCUUUUAUCGAAAACAAGGAAACAGGAUGAGUUCUUGGAAAAAGAUGGUAAGCUCGUACAGCGUAUAGUAUAAGCGAAUGUAUAUUCGAGUGUUAAUGUCUCUAGCUUUUAUUAUUUACGAGAUCACUGCGCUGAUACAGAAAGGGAGGCACUAAGGGGAACAGACGGAUAUGGCUAGAUCGACUCUACACGUCAUCCUGAUCAAGAAUACAUAUACUGCCACGACUUCUCCUCCCGUUACAUAUAUUUUCACAAAAACAACCCAUUUUCAAUAUAAAAAUUUUGGGUGUAAAAAGUAAGCCAGUUAUACAAUGUUAUCUGUCUUUAAAUAUUUAUAUAGAAAAUCAAAAAAGUUAACGAACAUUGAGCGGCUCAUGUGUGAGUUCGUGUGUACUGCAAUUUUAAAAGAGCACAGAGUGACUGACUGACUGUUUACUGAAAUAAACAGGACAACAUUGUAAAAACGAUUAUAACUGUUGACAGACAAAAAUGAUUGUGGAUUUUAUUGCUGGCCUACUUGGAGGUGCCGCGGGGGUACUUGUUGGACAUCCAUUCGAUACAGUAAAAGUUCACUUGCAAACUGAUGAUCCAAAGAAUCCAAAAUAUAAAGGAACACUUCAUUGUAUGAAAACAAUUUUACUGGUAGAUAAUGUUCGUGGCUUAUACCGUGGAAUUUCCAGUCCAAUGAUGGGUAUCGGUCUUGUUAACGCGAUAGUAUUUGGAGUGUAUGGCAAUGUACAAAAGUUGUCUGAAAACCCAAAUUCCUUGAUGACCCACUUCAACGCUGGAGUAAUAGCUGGUAUAGCGCAGAGUUUUAUAUGUGCUCCAAUGGAGUUGGCGAAAACCCGACUUCAGCUGUCUAAUCAUAUUGAUGGCCAGCACAAAUUUAAGGGACCUAUUGACUGCCUGUUAUAUAUACAAAGAACUGAAGGUAUCCGGGGAACAUUUAAAGGACUUUUGGCGACUGUACUAAGAGAUAUUCCAGGCUUUUCCAGUUACUUUGUUUCAUAUGAAUUUUUAAUGCAAUUACAAGAGAAGCCGAGUGUGCCGUAUGUGCUAAUGGCAGGAGGCUGUGCAGGAAUGUCAUCCUGGUUAGCCUGUUAUCCUAUUGAUGUUGUCAAAACACAUAUGCAAUCAGAUGCCCUUGGAAAUCAAGCUAAAUAUAAUGGGUUCAUGGACUGUGCAAUAAAAAAUUAUAAAAAAGAGGGAAUCCCGUUUUUUUACCGCGGGCUAAAUUCAACACUAAUACGAGCGUUUCCCAUGAACGCUGCAUGCUUUUUUGUAGUUGCAUGGGUAUUAGAAUUCUGUAAAAAAAAUGGAAUCGAUAUGAUCGAAAGCCCGAACCAAAAUCUUAAUGUUGUUAACUUAGACAACUGGAGUCAUGCUUACAUUCAAAACGAUUUUGGCAAAGAUGACGAACUCGUGCGAAAAAUAAUUUCUGAGAGUGAAUUAGAGCCCCGCGAAUCAUCACAUGAGUCGUUAAAUGGCAGUUUUUUAGAUAACUACCAUAUUGAUAAAAUGUAUGAUAGUAAAAUACAAAACUCGCAAUUGAAUAUGAAUAAUACUUCAAAUCAAUCAUAGUUAGAAUUAUAUGCAAUUUUAUGAAUAAAUCGAAUCAAUUAAAAAUCAUUUUCAUCGUCAUUUAACA
This is a messenger RNA of Drosophila hydei, 1648 nucleotides long. Its product is annotated as mitochondrial basic amino acids transporter. Gene Ontology annotation, cellular component: mitochondrion. Gene Ontology annotation, biological process: mitochondrial L-ornithine transmembrane transport. Gene Ontology annotation, molecular function: high-affinity L-arginine transmembrane transporter activity. The record is from RefSeq and is a predicted model, not a curated record. The transcript has 4 exons. NCBI's taxonomy places the organism in Eukaryota, Metazoa, Arthropoda, Insecta, Diptera, Drosophilidae. The coding region runs from base 490 to 1581 and encodes 363 amino acids.